Pocillopora meandrina is the source of this 897-nucleotide messenger RNA. The record is from the annotation of a GenBank genome assembly. Lineage: Eukaryota; Metazoa; Cnidaria; Anthozoa; Scleractinia; Pocilloporidae.
AUGGCUGACAUGGAUUCGUCCAUAGAUCAACGAAAAAGGGUUCUUCUUUUACAUCGAAUUCUAGCAGAAAAAAGAAGAAGGAUAUUAACACAACAUGCUUUGCUUUCAUAUCAUGAAGAAAUAUGGAAACGCAUUCAUAUGCUCCUCCUUAUCUUGUGCAUUUCGACCAACUCUCGAAACUCCAACAGAAUGGUCGCUCGAUCUUGCCGCCGUGUCAUAAGAAAUACUGGUUGGUGGGCCAACCUUUGGAAUACAUACUCACAUGCAAGAUUUAAGAAACUUUUUCGAGUAUCCAGAGGUCUUUUUUUCUUUAUUCUUGUGCGUAUCUGACAUGUUUUGGUAAGAGAUACAGUUUGCAAGGAGCCCAAUACGCUUGAACUUUCCGAUAAAUCCGACUCUGGACUGAUUUCGAGUUGCUCAGGCUUUCAUCUUCGUACUCUGACUUCAAGCUCAUCUGACAUCCCUACGAGCAUAGGUACUUCUCCAAGCCGUCAUUUUCCAAAAUCUGAAACAAAUCUAAGCAUGCGUUUCACGUUAUCCCACUGAGAAAGUAUUCGGGGCCACAUUGCCAUAAUGCAUGCAUUAGGUUUCGCUUUAAUUUCACUCUACAUUUGCAAACGUCGAACUUAAGGUUACUUCCCACCUUCGCGGGCGUCCUUCGGGAAAAUAUUCGUACGCGCGCUAGUUUCACUAAAUUCCUGGCAAAUUAUAUAUCAGAAGAAAGCUUAAUAACUGCAGUUUACGAUAAAAAUAUGAUUUAAGCGACAUUUGUUUUAGGGAAGUGAUAAGGAGCCGGUAAGGCGUGAAACGACCGAAGGUUCUUCUAUUGAAUUUAUCGGGUAUCGGAUGCCACAGCACGAACAAAAUGACUGCACAGUCUUAUUCACAAGGCAUUAA